Papilio machaon (common yellow swallowtail) is the source of this 2234-nucleotide messenger RNA. RefSeq names its product zinc finger protein 2 homolog. Gene Ontology annotation, molecular function: zinc ion binding. NCBI's taxonomy places the organism in Eukaryota, Metazoa, Arthropoda, Insecta, Lepidoptera, Papilionidae. The transcript has 3 exons. The record is from RefSeq and is a predicted model, not a curated record. Bases 135 to 2234 code for a protein of 699 amino acids. Gene Ontology annotation, cellular component: nucleus.
UAGCACUUCCGUUUUGUUGCAACGCGUGCCGUGGCGCCAUUUGCUUCUCUCUGUCUCUUGUCUAUAAUUUGGAAUAGAUCGUCUUUAUGGCCAAGGUUUAUUAGAUUGGUUAAUUAUGUUUAAAGUGAUAUGAGAUGGAGGCUUGGGCGAAUUUGUGUCGUUGCUGCCUAUCUCCCGAUUCCGGUGUACCACUGUUAGACUCCGCUCAAAACGUUAAUAGCAAGUUUCAAGAAGUCACAACCCUAGAGGUUAAAGAAGACGAUGGAUUGCCACAGAAGCUCUGUGAGGAUUGCUACUCCAUUUUAAACUCUGCAUAUCAUUUCCGUAAACAAUGUUUGAAAAUGGAUAAAGAGUUACGAUAUCAACUGGACUUGCUGAAGGAGGCAGAGGAAGAACAAACAACAAGUCAUAAGAAACAUAAGAAGAAGAAAGGUGCAGUUGAUGUUGAUAAUGAAACUAUGAAACAGCUAGAGGGUAUAAUCAAAUCUGAACCCAUUGACGUUGAUGAUGAUGAUGAUUAUUAUUAUGUACUAGUAAUUGAUGAUGAAAAGAAAAAAGCUAUUGAAAAUCAAGAAUUAGCAGAAAGUAAUAUUAAAAUAGAAGAAAUAAACGAACCAGAAAAUGAAGAGGUAAAUGAAGAGGAACAACAAAAUGAAAAUCAAGAUACACAUUUCGAAGAUUCCAUCGAUUCUUUUUUGCUAACUAACUCCAAAGUAUCUGACAGAGUUCCUGCAACGAUAUUAGAGAAUGAAGAAAGUCAGGAUAAUGAUAAUAACUUUGAAGAUAUGCACGUUGAUGAAACUGAAAAUGAAAAUCAAUUACUACCUCAUUUAAUACAAACACAGUCUCAAGAUGCAAUUGAAAUGGAAAAUAAUUCUAAUGAAAUACAAAACAUGGGACAAAUAUCAAAGAAUUCCAAUUUAAUUAAAAUAUUAACCAGUUCGGGUAACGAAAGGACUUUGAUGGUUAAAAAGGAACAUGUCAAAUAUUUAUCUGGACAACAGUACAUUUCAAUUGAAGAUGAUGAAGGUGUAACAACACAGGAGGAGGUGAUAUUAUGCGAGGGUGAUGAUUCCUCACAGUUCCAAAUAUUGAAAUGUGAUGGUUCCGAAUUGGUGAUAGAAUAUGCUGAUGACAGCGAGAUAACAACGGUGAUGCAACAAGAAGAUGGUACAUUUGUAUGUGAUUGCGGUGAACAAUUACAGAACCUGGAUGAAUAUGAACAACAUCAGCACCAACAUAAUCCAGCCGGUGAACAUUUAUGCAAUUUAUGCGGCAAAGGAUUUGAAACAUCAGAGAUAUUGAUAGGUCAUAUGUUGUUACAUAACGUUACAGGACCAGUAGUUACUUGUCCUUUUUGUAAACAAUUAAUUAGAAGGAAUUCAUUAACUCAACAUAUUAAAUAUGUUCACAAUAAUAAACCUCGUUGCAAUGUUUGCUUCAAAACAUUUGCUAACCAACAUAAUCUGAAACGUCACAUGAUGAUACAUAAUGAUAUAAGGGAAUUUGAAUGUGAUAUCUGUUUAAAAAGAUUCCACCAAAAGAUAACAAUGCAAACGCAUCGUUUAAAUCAUUUGAAUGCAUUUUCAUGUAACCAAUGCGAUAUGACAUUUAAAACUAAAGAAGCAUUAACAACACAUCGUGAUUUCGAUGAAUGCAGUAAAAGUAAAGUGAUAAAAGCCAAAGAGGAAUUAAUGAAGACGGUUAAACAGGAAAUCACAACGAAUCUAGGCAAAGUUCUAGGUUAUGCUUGUUCGUUGUGUAAGAAAAUGUUCUCAUUAGAGUCCGCAUUAGAACAACAUAUUGAAAGUACUCAUAUAGUUGAGAGUGAGUUCUCCGAUACUCAGAAAAUUAUGAGAAAUAGAAAUAUUAAAAGAUUUGAAUGUCAUAUCUGCGGUAAAAGUUGUGCCAGUCAAGCGAUGCUGACUAUGCAUGAACGUGUACAUACAAAUGAAAGACCGUUCCCUUGUCAAUUAUGUCCUUUAAGGUUUAAAACUAAAACACAUCUCCGGACUCAUCAAUUGACUCAUACGAGAGAGAAGAAGUUUGGAUGUUCUGUUUGUAUGAAAUUCUUUGCGUUGAAAGGUAAUUUAGUUGUACAUUUACGUACACAUACAGGUGAGAGACCGUAUGUUUGCUCGAUAUGUGGUGAAGGAUUUAUAGAUUCAAAAUAUCUUAAAAAACAUAAACUCAAGAAACAUACGAUUGAAAAUGUGUCAUAUAAUAAAUAUUAA